AUGAAAGACUCGAGUAACGACGUGACGGCGGUGAAGGACGAGGAGGAGACGCCGCGACCGACCUGGACGAAGCGACUCUCGCGACGACUGAACAAGCGAAGCUCGUCGCUGAUCGCCUCGCUGGUCCCGUCGUUCCGUGGCCCGCGGGGCAGUCGCGACGACGACGUCGAGACGGACGAAGACGCCGCGGCGAAGCGACAGAAGAACCAGGCCCGACGGGCGAGUGCCGCCCCCGGAAUCAUGUCGGCGUCGGCUGUCGAACACGCCGAGAAACGUCGGAGAAGGAGCGUCGACCGGAUCUACGCCUUGAAGACGGUCAAGGUGCGUUCCGAGAUUUUUAGAAGGCCAUGCCCUUUUUUUUUCAUUUCCGUCUGGACCCUAGAGUGGUCCCUAGAGGAGUUAGGGGGAACGGAAGUCCCUAUAGGGGACAAAAUAGCCCUCCCUGGAGGGGUAACAUUUGGGUGGUCGUUAUAGGCGAACCGAAAGCUCAAGGGGUCCCUAUAGGGUUUUUUUUUCUGUUUCGAAAACUACUGGGAAAGCUUUCAGUGGACUCUUCAGGGUUUUGACGUCUUAGUGGCCACUUGA
Messenger RNA from Caenorhabditis auriculariae, 585 nucleotides. The record is from the annotation of a GenBank genome assembly. NCBI's taxonomy places the organism in Eukaryota, Metazoa, Nematoda, Chromadorea, Rhabditida, Rhabditidae.